AUGUCCUCAUCAGGAGGUUCAACGACUCCAAUCCUAACCCCGCCAGCAGAGGUAAUCAACCCAGCGGACGAGGAGUUUUACGCAUCCUGGGGUCUAUGUAUCCUAUGUCUCCUCUUGAUCGGAGCGCUCAUCACGUCAUAUUACCUCCAGAUCAAGAGGAUCAGAGCAGUGCACGAAACGGUAGUUUCGAUAUUUGCUGGGAUGGUAGUGGGGUUGAUCAUCAGGUUGUCGCCUGGACAUAUGAUUAGGGAGAUGCUGUCAUUCAAACAUACAUUCUUCUUCAACGCUCUACUACCACCUAUCAUUCUGAAUUCGGGAUACGAGUUGAAACAGGAAAACUUCUUCAGGAAUUUCGGUGUGAUUUUGACAUUUGCGUUUCUCGGUACAUUCAUCUCAGCAGUAGGAAUAGGCGUGUUGGUAUAUAUCUGGUCAUUCUUAGGCUUAGAAGGUCUAAAAUUCACACUCCUAGAAUGCCUGAUCUUCGGUUCGACACUGUCUGCCACUGAUCCUGUGACGAUCUUGGCUAUUUUCAAUACGGCCAAAGUCGAUCCCAAGUUGUAUUCAAUCAUUUUUGGAGAAUCGAUAUUGAACGAUGCUGUCAGUAUCGUCAUGUACGAAACCCUCUCUCAAUUCCACGGUGAAGACAUCUACCUAUCAUCUUUGUUCCACGGUGUGGGAAUAUUCUUGUUCUCUUUCCUCGUAUCGAUGGCUUUGGGUGUAGCAUUUGGUUUGGCAUGUUCAUUAGGUCUCAAGCAUUCUCAUCUGGCGACUUACCCUCAUAUCGAGAGUUGUCUGGUGGCUUUGGUGGCUUAUACAAGUUAUUUCUUCUCAAAUGGUAUCGCUAUGAGUGGUAUCGUAUCCCUCUUGUUCUGCGGAAUAACCCUAAAACAUUACGCCUAUCAUACGAUGUCGAAACGAACGCAAAGAACUACAAAAUAUAUGUUCGCUGUAUUGGCGCAAUUAUCAGAAAACUUCAUAUUCAUCUAUCUGGGUUUGAACUUGUUUACUCAGGAUGUACAGGUAUUCAAACCCUUAUUUAUCCUUGUUUCAGCUAUCGCCGUCAUGGCAUCCCGUUACGCGGCGGUCUUCCCCUUAUCAGAACUGAUCAACUGGGUCUAUCAUACUCGAGGACAGCGAUACGAGGAACUUCCCCACUCGUACCAGAUGAUGUUAUUCUGGGCGGGAUUAAGAGGAGCAGUCGGUGUAGCAUUAGCAGCGGGAAUCACGGGCGACAAUGCCGAUGCGCUACGAACUACAAUCUUAGUUGUAGUGGUAUUGACGGUGAUCAUAUUUGGUGGUACCACCGCUAGGAUGUUAGAAGUGCUGGGUAUAAGGGUUGGAGUGGAAGAUGAAGAUGCCUCUUCGGAUGAUGAAGCUGAAGGAUGGACCAGCUACAAUGGAAAUUUGGCAUUGUCCAUGGGUCCCGGAUCAAGACGAUAUGCGGGACAGAAUGGUCGAGGAUAUAGUUACGGAGGGGGUGAAUAUGACGAUAACGAAAUCGAAAAUGGAAUCGAUCUUCAUUCACCUGAGAAUUCACCUUAUAUCUCAUCUUCAUCCAAAAAUCAACUCCAUUUACCUAGAUCCAGACAAGCUUCUAUGGGAGCUAGGUCAACGUUCGGUACGAACAAUUCGAGAUCCGGUUUCUCGACGAAUUCAGAGUCGGAUGAUAAUGAGGAGGUCUUACCUUCUGCUGGACCUAGUGGAGAGUAUGAAGGAGGACGUAAUGAUGAAGAAGGCGGUGUGGGUGGUGGGUUGGGAGGUAUAAGACCCGGAAUGAUAUUUAGAGAUGGACAGUGGUUUACAGCAUUAGACGAAAGGUAUUUACUUCCAUUGUUCAGUAAUUCCGUUACUGCCCGCAGACAUCAUGCGAAGAAAGCGACUAGGAAAGUUAGCAGUAGUUUGUAUGAUGCUGCUGGGGAGAGGGAAGGAAGAGGAAGUGAAAGUGGACAUGGAACUCCAAGAGGUGGUAAUUCCUUGGAACUCAACCGCGGUGGUCAAGGGCAAGGGACAGAUGAAGAUUAUGCUUAUGAUGGUGAAAGUGAGAAUGGGAAAGUGAAAAGUGGAUUACCAAGGACGUUUAGCGGUUCAGUAACGGAUUUCUUCUUUGCCAAAGCCGAUCCUUCAUCAUCCACAACGAACCUACAUCAAUCAUCUUCAAAUAUAUCUUUACCACUAGAAGAUCGGAGUAGGGGUAACUCAAGUAGCGGACCUGGACCAUCGACAUCAACGAAUAUAAGGAGAGGUAGUGGGGAUGUCUCUGUUCCAGCCAAUGUGAAGACUAACCCUAAUCCUAAUGAACAAGGUUGGAUAUGGACUGGAUCUGGAGUGGGUGAAGUGGAAGGAACCAGCAGAAGUUCGACACCUAAAUUGACUAAAGGUGAUUAA
Messenger RNA from Kwoniella botswanensis, 2385 nucleotides. RefSeq names its product sodium/hydrogen exchanger 3. Gene Ontology annotation, cellular component: fungal-type vacuole membrane; late endosome; early endosome. Bases 1 to 2385 code for a protein of 794 amino acids. Lineage: Eukaryota; Fungi; Basidiomycota; Tremellomycetes; Tremellales; Cryptococcaceae. The record is from RefSeq and is a predicted model, not a curated record. Gene Ontology annotation, molecular function: sodium:proton antiporter activity; potassium:proton antiporter activity. Gene Ontology annotation, biological process: sodium ion transport; potassium ion transmembrane transport; vacuolar acidification. The transcript has 10 exons.